AUGGCCAUAGGUGAUACCCCUCCUUCCCCUCCUCCUCCUCCUCCUCCUCCUUCUCCCUCAAACACAUUCCAUCCAGCCUUCACCGUUCACAUCAAAAACCUCAUGAGCGUUACUCUCGACCAAGAAGAAGCCCAAUAUGCUACAUGGGCAGAGCUUUUUCAAUGUCAAACGUGUGCUUACAACCUUCAAAACCACAUUGACUCUAAGGUUUCUCGACCGGCGGGAAUUGAUGAUGAAACUUGGAAGAGACUUGAUGCAAUUGUAAAAAAUUGGAUCUAUGGAACCAUUUCUAAGGACCUAGUCCAAACUAUAAUUAAGCCGGGUGCCACCGCUCUAGAACUAUGGACCCGUCUCGAGGAGAUUUUUCAUGAUAACAAGCAUACUUGGGCUGUUUACCUAGAGGAACAAUUCGCUAACGCGAAACUCGAGCACUAUGCAAACAUGAGUGAUCAUUGUAAGCACAUCAAGCUUCUUGCGGAUCAAUUAGCUAAUGUUGAUUGCCCGGUCUCCGAUCGAAAGAUGGUUAUGCAAUUGAUUGCUGGACUCACCGAGGGAGAAUACGACACCGUGGCUGCCAUAGUGUCACAAUCCGAACCAACACCGAGCUUCAACAAGGCAAGGUCCAUGUUCUUAUUGGAGGAAACUAGAAAGAACAAGCAAAAAGACCAAGGUCAAGCUUUUGUGGCCCAAAUCUCGCAAGCCCAACCGUCAACCACCACCUAG
Messenger RNA from Chenopodium quinoa (quinoa), 723 nucleotides. RefSeq lists its product as uncharacterized. The coding region runs from base 1 to 723 and encodes 240 amino acids. The record is from RefSeq and is a predicted model, not a curated record. The transcript has a single exon. Lineage: Eukaryota; Viridiplantae; Streptophyta; Magnoliopsida; Caryophyllales; Amaranthaceae.